This is a messenger RNA of Rotaria sp. Silwood2, 1499 nucleotides long. Lineage: Eukaryota; Metazoa; Rotifera; Eurotatoria; Philodinida; Philodinidae. The record is from the annotation of a GenBank genome assembly.
UAAAAUGGCCAUAACCCUCGAAAGAAGCAACAUGGGCCUAAAUCCUCUUAGGCUUUUUCUUAGCAUACUGACCCCUACAUAUGGGCAAAAUAUAAGCAAAAUCGGCGUGAAUCACUUGAAAGGGUUCCCUCGUUAACUGUAGAAAUUAUCCUAAUGAUUCAUAUUAAGAUUAAUUUAAUAAAUAAAGUCGAGUGAAUUUUUUUCAAUAAAAUAUUUUAGAUGUCAAUGAUUUAUCGUUAACUUCAAAAGAACCAUUAAGUUUAGAAGCACAACGUAUGAUAAUUAAAUCAAAACUACAAACUGAUGCACCAAGAGGAAAUGCAAAUAACUAUCGUAAUGUAUUUGGUGGCAGAGAUUCUGAUACUUGUACUACAAUGUCUGUUAGUGCAUCAGAUAUGCCUAAUGGACAAAUUAAAGUAGAUUCAUACACUGGAGCAUUAACAUGGAAUAUAGAACUAAAACGUUUGGAUCCAACUUCAAGUAUUCGAUUAAAAAAAAUACUUGUUGAAACAUCAAAUAAUGAUAUUGGAAUGAUUACAGUUAUUCCAUUAACAUUACAAAAUAACGGUCAACUUGUUCAACUAAAUUCUAUUUCUAGUCAAGUAAAUUCACCAAUUACAGAUUUUCGAAUGUAUUACAAUAUGAAUAUAUACACAUGUUUGGUCACAAUGUUUCCAAUUUCUUCUGGCAGUGUCAUCAAUCAAAAUCAAGUAUCAAUUACUAUCGAUUAUUGUUCUCUCAUAGGAAAUCAAAACAGAGUGCCGAAAUUUACACUUAUAAAUCCUGACUUAUCGCGAAAUAAUAUGAACUCUAAAGAUGAUACUGUUAAUCAACAACCUCAUAUAAUAUUAACUUCAUCAUAUCAACAACCAAAUGUGGUUCAAACAUAUAAUGUUCCAUCACCUGCUAGAGUUAUUCCAUAUAUUUCAGGACCAAUCAAUGGUGUUACUCAAACGAAUCCCGUAUCUACUGCAUCAUGUAAUCAACCACAAUCGUUAACGAUGCAUAGUAGCUCGCAUAAUGUUGUUGUUCAAGACAAUAUUUGGCAGAUUAAUAUUGAUCAAAUUUAUGGCUUACCUGUAAUUGUUAAUUCACUUCAAGUUAACACUCAAGGACAACUUGUUAGUGGAACCGUUCUUUUAACAUUUAUUGAUGCUAAUCAAAAACAAAUUGGUCCAUACGUAUUUCAAAUGAAUACUGGCAGUCUUUUGACUUUUCAAAAUCUUCCAUCAAUACCUAUUUCAAGUGUUCAACUUCAAUUUCCUGAUGGUACUCAAUCUUCUAGUUAUUUACUUGACAUGGUGAUUUGUUCACAGACAAACGUUGCACCACCAGCAAUUAAUUCAUUGGAAAAUCAACCAUGGAUUGCUCCUGCUCCACUUCCUGCUCAAAAGGUUCCUAACAGUCCAUCAAUAACAAUUUCUGAUAUAGCACCUCAAAGUCAAUCGCAACAAGUUCCACGUAGGACAUCUAUUACAUUUUCAUAUAUAUCGUUAUAA